This is a messenger RNA of Amphimedon queenslandica, 2329 nucleotides long. RefSeq lists its product as uncharacterized. Gene Ontology annotation, molecular function: DNA binding. The coding region runs from base 216 to 1829 and encodes 537 amino acids. Lineage: Eukaryota; Metazoa; Porifera; Demospongiae; Haplosclerida; Niphatidae. The record is from RefSeq and is a predicted model, not a curated record. The transcript is spliced from 14 exons.
AAGGAUACAUGUAUGCAUUUCAUAAAGUAAGUAUACUGUACCACACAUGCUCACUUCACUGCCACGUGAAAAGUAUUUCAGCUAGCUGCCUAUAUAAGUAGCUGAGGUUGCUCACUGUUGCUGUGCUAAGACUAAGUCUGAAAAGUUGCCAAGCGAGAUUGAUUCAGAUUGUUAAACAUCUGUGGUAGCGACAUUGCGACAAUUGUAGUGCCAGUAUGACCACGAGGACUGUAACGAACAGCUCAAAGAAAUAUUACCUCCUGGAGUUUAAAGUAGACAAUGGUCUCGUCGUGGUACCAGAGGAGGCAUUAGGAGGAGGUUCCAUUGAAAUAAAUGAAGAAAUCAUUUACAAGAAGUAUGCCUGCAUUGUAGUCGACAAAGGAAGUGAAAAGGAUAUGAUGAUGAAAGAACAAAUAUAUUUGGACAAUGAUGAUGAAGUUACUGAUACUGCUGGAAAAUCUAAUGAGAAAGGGGCUAAGAAGAAGAGAGUUUUGAAUGAUGAAGUUACUGAUACUGCUGGAAAAUCUAAUGAGAAAGGGGCUAAGAAGAAGAGAGUUUUGAAUGAUGAAGUUACUGAUACUGCUUGGAAAUCUAAUGAGAAAGGGGCUAAGAAGAAGAGAGUUUUGAAUGAUGAAGUUACUGAUACUGCUUGGAAAUCUAAUGAGAAAGGGGCUAAGAAGAAGAGAGUUUUGAAUGAUGAAGUUACUGAUACUGCUUGGAAAUCUAAUGAGAAAGGGGCUAAGAAGAAGAGAGUUUUGAAUGAUGAAGUUACUGAUACUGCUUGGAAAUCUAAUGAGAAAGGGGCUAAGAAGAAGAGAGUUUUGAAUGAUGAAGUUACUGAUACUGCUGGAAAAUCUAAUGAGAAAGGGGCUAAGAAGAAGAGAGUUUUGAAUGAUGAAGUUACUGAUACUGCUGGGAAAUCUAAUGAGAAAGGGGCUAAGAAGAAGAGAGUUUUGAAUGACGAAUUUACUAUCAUUGACGUUGUGAAAUCAAGCAAACCAUCUUUCACCAGUAAUACUGAUGAUCAUGAUGUUACUAUAAUUAAUUCUGAUUCUUCAUCAAAUACUUCAUUUUCUAAUUCAAGCUACAACACGCCACCACCUUCGUCAAAAACUCACGACAUCAUUGACAAUUAUCAUUUUCUUCCGAAGGAAAAAUGUUCAUGCAUAAUUAGCAAUGAAAGAAUCGAAAGAAAAGUUAAAAAAAUGGAGAAAUUCCUUUUUAAAUAUGGAUACACAUAUACUGAUGGUGGUGAUGAUGAUGACGAUAUUCCUCCCCUCCCUCCUCCAAUCGUAAAGGAUGAUUUGACCUCGUGCAAUCCAUUCAGCACUCCAACUAAUGGGCCAUCAAAGUACUCAUUGGAAACUCUUGAGAAUUUUCCAUCAACAAACCCGUUCAAAACUCCCACAAAUCCUCCAUCAACGAACCCGUUUGAAACUCCCACAAAUCCUCCAUCCACGAACCCAUUCCACAACCCAUUUAUAACUACUACAAAUUUCCAGACUCCUCAGCAACAAACUCCUCCUGCCCUUCCUCCACUAAUACCACAAUUAGACCUUUCUUAUAUCAAAAGGAACAGCUCUUCACGACCAAACUUCUCUAAAAACCUGAUUUCUCAGCUAAUUGAUGAGGAUGAGUGGGCAAGACAAAAUGUCAGUGGAACGAGGGGUAAGGAUGCUAUAAACCAAGACAUCAUAACAUAUGUGAAAACAUGUACGUUUUACAUGUAUCCAGCUCAAGUGGGGGAGGACCUGAAUACUGCUUGGAGACAAUGCACACGAGCGAUAGAUGCUGGAUCGAGGGGAAUUAUCAGGAAAAAGAAGAUUUAGUUUGUUGUUAUGUGAUUUGAUGAAAAAUAAAGAUAAAACUUUAUAAAACAUAAUGUAAUUGUAUCAGCCUACAGACAGGGAGUUCCAUGGAACCCCCCCUUGACAAAAGAAGUUGUCUUCUGUUACAAUUUUCCUCCAACACAAAUAUUGUUAGAAUACAGUACACAGUCCUUGUGAAAUAUAAUACAGAUGGAUGUACAAUUAUGCCUCUUACAUCUUCCACUAAAGUAUCUCCUUUGCACAUCAUAAAGAUAUCUUAUUUUCUUUCUUUGGUAGUACCACCUCACCCCUCCCAUUAACCAUACCCUCACCACUCCCACAAAUUUUCAAAAUUAAUACAUUAAUAUUUGUUAUUUACAAUAACAUAUUUACACUUUAUAUUGUAAGUACAUGUACCAUUGGUGGCCUUGGACUGUCCCUUCUAAAGGAAGACAAUAACGGUAGUAACUCAUUAAAAUAAAUUUAACAAACAGAUUUAUUUCUCUUUUGGCGUCGUCGCC